GUUUGUCUGUUUCUCGUUAGCGUGAAGGUGGACAGGUUUCUUAUUGAGAGAUGCAGUUUUCGUCUGAUACACGUAUUUGGUUGUGUGCUGUUUUCGUGUGCUAUAGCAACCUUCUUACAGUGACGCCGAGCUGUGGCCCUUCUAAACUGUCUCACUGGUCCAGGGAUUUGACGUUUGAUGACGUCGAGAUCACCGAUUACGUCAUACCUUCUGUGAGCGGUGUCAGAACAGAAUGGGAUUGUAUAUGGGACUGUAAACAGAACCCUAUCUGCGUUUCGUACUCCUACAACCUUGAUGGCACGUGUCGUCUGCAUUCCGUUAGAUUUAAGAACGGCGCCAGUUCUCUACCUAUGACAGGAUGGCGUCACUACUAUUCUGAAAUAGGUCGCUGCCCAACAGAGGACGGGUACGUGCUGCUUAGCAGCGUGAACGUGUGCUUUAAGGCGUUUAACGAGAAGAAACCCAUACAUGGAGCCCGGGUCAUCUGCAGCCAAUCAGGUGACAGACUGAUUUUCCUGGACACGGCAGAGAAAAACACAGCUGUCUGUGACUACAUCGACAAUAAUCUAGUUUCAGACGUGUAUUACAUCGGCCUGAACGACAUACAGACAGAGGGACAAUAUGUAUGGGAUAACGGAGACGUAGCUACGUUUUUAAAGUGGAUGUCUGGGGAACCUAACAGUUAUGGCGGAAACGAAGAUUGCGCGUUAGUAAAAACGUCGAUCGGUUCAUUCCUUGACUUCUCUUGCACAAGGUCUAGGAAAUUCAUUUGUGAAAAGGUUCUCUGAUGAUGGACCUUGACAGUCACCUUGAAGUAGACCUGCACCUAGGGAAUACGUUUGGAUAAAAAAAAAUACUUUGAUCACGGACAUUGUCAAUAACCUUGAUGUAAACUUGCACCUAGGGAAUACGUUUGCAUAAAAAGUACUUUGAUCACGGACAUUGUCAAUAACAUCGAUAUAGAUCUGCACCUGGGGAAUACGUUUGGUUAGAAAUGUACUUUGAUCACGGACAUUGGCAAUAACCUUGUAGCAGACCUGCACCUAGGGGAUAUGUUUGGAUAAAAAGUACUUUGAUCAUGGAUAUUGUCAAUAACCUUGUAGUGGAUAUACUCCUAGGGAUUACGCUUGUGAUAAAAAGUGCUUUGAUCAUGGACAUUCUCUUUCACCUUGAAAUAAACUUGCACCUAAGGAAUACGUUUAUGAAGAAUUAAUUUGAUCAUGGACCUUGUUCGUGUUCCACUCAACCAAAAUCAACAUCUCCAUCCAUAUAAUUCAGCUUUGUGUUGAGCAAUACUGUGCUACACAACACGCGUAUACCUGUGCAUCAGUGAAUAAAGACACUUUAACAGGAGGGAGUAUACGCUCAUGGACCUCAGUGAAAACAGUGAUGAUAGCAGGUAUUUCCGAAAGGCGACAUUCGCCAGUUUCAAAUGUAAAUAAUUUCAAUCUCUAAAAAUGCCUUUGUUAUAAACCCUUGGAUUGGUCAAAUUCGUAUCACGUGAUGAUAAAAACUGACAUUCAUAGCACCAUGAAUCUCAGUUUAGCGCUAUUUUUGUCUUAUAGCCGGAACUACAGUGUGUAAAGCGGUUUUUCGUUUCAUACUAGCAUGAAACUAAAAAAUGUUCACGUUCAAUUCUUAAUACAUGUUAAAAGAUUGUGGUUAAUAUAUUAUUGUUAUUUAGACACUUGGUCGAGAAACAAUAAACCUAUAGCCACCGCACAGACUAUUCCUAUGAACAAAACCAGCAUGGGGUAUUUUAUAUGGAUUUUCCAAUAGACAGAGAAGUGCGUAAAAGUGUCUUGACAGCUGUACUUAUUGCAAAGAGCUACGUCCAUUUGACUCUACAUUGUGCAGAGAUGUGAUCGAGAUCAUGAAUGACGGUUGUGUCGUCCAGGUUUGAUGCACCAGUUGUAGGACAUAAAUGUGGACACCGAAGGCGAUCGAUCGUUUUUGUUAACAUAUAUGAUGAGGAAUACAAUAAAGCAGGUCUACAUAAUGUCCUUUCCGAGUGGCACUUAGCUCAUUCUGAAGCCGGUCUAUAAGCACAUACAUUCCUAUGCAUCUAUUGAUUUAAAUAUCGAUUUGUUAACACUGCAUAUCAAUAUUCCGUAUUUUGGUAUUUGCAAAAAUGUUAAUGAUACCAAAAUAUAUUAAACAAAGUGGUUUUUCUCAAACAGAAUCUGAAUAUCUCAAAAAUAAAGCCAUUUAUGUAAUCAAAGCCGUAUCUCUAGACAAGGCAGAUACAAAAGGAUAUUUUGGUAAAUUCGUUAUCUUCAGUGGUUUGAAGUACAGCCAGCAAAUAUGUAUGUGCCAUCUUCCUCCCUCUCUCUCUCUCUCUCUCUCUCUCUCUCU
Messenger RNA from Gigantopelta aegis, 2355 nucleotides. RefSeq names its product mannose-binding protein C-like. The coding region runs from base 51 to 788 and encodes 245 amino acids. The transcript has 4 exons. NCBI's taxonomy places the organism in Eukaryota, Metazoa, Mollusca, Gastropoda, Neomphalida, Peltospiridae. The record is from RefSeq and is a predicted model, not a curated record.